GGGCGCGAUGGCGGCCGAGCUGCGGGAGGCGCUGGAGCGGCGGCUGCGGGACCUGGGCAUCGCCACCGUCACCGCCGAGCACCCCCAGGUGUUCACUGUUGAGGAAAUGAUGCCCCACGUGCAACACAUGAAAGGAGCUCACAGUAAAAACCUGUUUCUUAAAGACAAAAAGAAGAAAGGGUUCUGGCUGGUGACAGUCCUGCACGACAGGCAGGUCAGUUUGAACGAACUUGGUAAAAAACUGGGCGUUGGAAGCGGAAACCUCAGAUUUGCUGACGAGAACGCCAUGCUGGAAAAGCUGCGAGUGGGUCAGGGCUGUGCCACGCCGCUCGCCCUCUUCUGUGACCAGGGAGAUGUGAGGCUGGUGCUGGACGCUGCCCUGCUCCAAGGGGGCCAUGAAAAGGUGUAUUUCCAUCCAAUGACAAAUUCUGCAACCAUGGGCUUAAGCCCCGACGACUUCCUGAAGUUUGUGAGAUCAACAGGCCAUGAGCCCAUCAUCGUACACUUUGAUGAAGACAUUAAGUAGAGGAAGUUCAUUUUUCUACUACUACUCAGAUUUUUGUAGAGCAAAACUGGUGAAAAAUCUCAUUACAAAUAAAACUUGAAAAAAAUGG
This is a messenger RNA of Camarhynchus parvulus, 614 nucleotides long. Its product is annotated as prolyl-tRNA synthetase associated domain-containing protein 1-like. The transcript has 2 exons. Bases 8 to 526 code for a protein of 172 amino acids. Lineage: Eukaryota; Metazoa; Chordata; Aves; Passeriformes; Thraupidae. Gene Ontology annotation, molecular function: aminoacyl-tRNA deacylase activity. The record is from RefSeq and is a predicted model, not a curated record.